UCAUAACUUCAUAAAAAAUUAAUUUCUUCAUAAAGAAAAUCAUAUAGAGAAAAUUAGCCAGGCAUUUAACAUGAAAAUCGUGGAAAUACCAGAAACUACCUCCUACUUCUGGAAGCUAAAUAGAAAAAUAACAUACAGCAACUGGCCCUUCAACGAUUCUGACAAAUGCAAUGCCGAACGCAUGGCUGCCGCUGGAUUUUACGUUAUUGGGCGCAAUGAGUCGGACUUAUUAUUAGUUGAAUGUUUUAUGUGUGAGAAGCAACUCAGAGGUUGGAAAUCAGACGACGAUCCAUGGAGCAAACAUAUGAAAUAUCAGUUGAUUUGUCCGUUUGUUAAAUUAAAUAGACAAGAUGAGAACAAAUGGACAAUGAAAGAAUUAUAUUAUUUAUCUGAAAUGUACGAGAUGAAAGAAUAUAAGGACAAAAUAAAAAAAGAUCUCGCCAAACUGAAAGAUGAAACAGAUCGAUUAAACAUGCGCAAACUACCUUUAUAUAAGUUAUUAAAUAAAAAAGACAAAAGGAGUGGGUCAUAUUAAUAUUGUUUAUGGAAUAGUAUAUCAUCGUUAUAAUAUCCGUUCCAUUUUAAAAAUUCCAGAUGUGUAAAUAUUUUGUGAUGCUUUCUUAAAAAAUAUAUAUUGUGUACCUUUGUGGACAAAAUAGUUAUAACAUUUUCUGUUAUAAAUGUAGGAACGUAUCUUUAAUUUAAAAAUGUGAACUACCUUCGCUCAUUCAUGGAUAAUUAAAAUAUCGUUAAACUUGCAUAUAAUGUGCAGCAUAUAUAAAGAAUAUAGCCGGAUAUCUAAUUAAUUAUAUUUUUUCUGUUACAUCUUU
This is a messenger RNA of Wasmannia auropunctata (little fire ant), 830 nucleotides long. RefSeq names its product baculoviral IAP repeat-containing protein 5-like. Lineage: Eukaryota; Metazoa; Arthropoda; Insecta; Hymenoptera; Formicidae. The record is from RefSeq and is a predicted model, not a curated record. The transcript is spliced from 4 exons. The coding region runs from base 71 to 535 and encodes 154 amino acids.